Boleophthalmus pectinirostris (great blue-spotted mudskipper) is the source of this 578-nucleotide messenger RNA. RefSeq names its product histone H2A. The coding region runs from base 120 to 497 and encodes 125 amino acids. The record is from RefSeq and is a predicted model, not a curated record. The transcript has a single exon. Gene Ontology annotation, molecular function: structural constituent of chromatin; DNA binding; protein heterodimerization activity. NCBI's taxonomy places the organism in Eukaryota, Metazoa, Chordata, Actinopteri, Gobiiformes, Gobiidae. Gene Ontology annotation, cellular component: nucleosome.
UCUGAACGCGGCCGCUCAUUGGUGCGGCGCUGAAACGCACGCGCUCCCGCACAUAAAUACGCUGCGCUCUGUCUGUGUAGGUUCAUUCUCUCACCACUUCACUGAGUCAAAGUGUAAUCAUGAGCGGAAGAGGCAAAACCGGAGGAAAGGCCCGCGCCAAGGCCAAGUCCCGCUCCUCCAGGGCCGGGCUGCAGUUCCCAGUGGGCCGUGUGCACAGGCUGCUCCGUAAAGGCAACUACGCGGAGCGCGUCGGCGCCGGAGCUCCCGUGUACCUGGCGGCCGUGCUCGAGUAUCUGACCGCUGAGAUCCUGGAGCUGGCGGGAAACGCGGCUCGUGACAACAAGAAAACCCGCAUCAUCCCCCGCCACCUGCAGCUGGCCGUCCGCAACGACGAGGAGCUCAACAAACUGCUGGGAGGAGUGACCAUCGCUCAGGGAGGCGUGCUGCCCAACAUCCAGGCUGUGCUGCUUCCCAAGAAGACCGAGAAGGCCAAGUAAAGACGCCCCGAGACUCGACUCACAACAACGGCUCUUUUAAGAGCCACAAACUCUCAGAAAAGAGCACACUUUAUAAUUGUU